Molecule: messenger RNA, 6656 nt
Organism: Rhopilema esculentum
Lineage: Eukaryota; Metazoa; Cnidaria; Scyphozoa; Rhizostomeae; Rhizostomatidae
Product: FH1/FH2 domain-containing protein 3
Biological process (GO): cortical actin cytoskeleton organization
Cellular component (GO): cytoplasm; cytoskeleton
Molecular function (GO): actin filament binding
Source: RefSeq, a predicted model, not a curated record
CGUUAUUCGAUUUGUUUCCACAUUUUUUUCAUCGAAAUAAUUUUAUUUCUGUAUUGAAGUUAUCCUUGUGGCACAAGAUUUUGCUCAACUUGGGUCUCACUGAUUUGCUGCUUCAGUGGUAGAUUCAGCUUAACCUCUCCUGCUGGAACUUUUGAUAAGUGCUAUUUCAACCCCUUUUAUAGUAAUCUACUUAGGGAACAUUAUCUCUUCACUUGAUGAUAAAAUUCAUACUUGGGGUUUUUAGAUACCCAUGUCAAACUUCAUUGACAAAGUCAAAACUCAAAAUGGAUUCCAGUCAAUUCAAAAUAACAGAAAUGUAUCAAACCGGUGAUAUUUUCGCCGAGACGUAAACCCAGAUUGCCCCGUGUCUUAACAACCUAAGUAUUUUAAGAAGCAAACCACAGCUAAACUCGACAAGAUCAUUUUGAUGGCAAUGUAAAGCGUCAAGUCUGGUAGUUAGGAAAGGCCGUUUGGUUCUCAUUUGAUAAAUAAAGAAAAUUAGCACUUAUCCUUUUUUGUGCAAAUGUAGAUGGGCCAUGGUAAAAAAAGUGAAGAAUCCUGGAGUCCUGCUUCGAUAUUCAACCUCUUAAACAUCAAAGAAGUGCAGUUUACUUUUUAAACUUCUGCAUAUAUUCAUGAUUACUAAUCAAUGUUUACAGUCCACAAAUAGCCUUUCAAAAACAUUUUGGUCUACUGGGCUGACCCAGUUCUUAUCUGUUGAAGGCGAUUUUAGGAUAAUUCCCCCCAUUUUCUAGAUUGUUGUUUCCAUGAUUGUUCGGAUUUUGAAAUCCUCCAAUACUUGUGGCCUGUUAUUUAAUGACUGGCAUGCAAGUGUUCAUUCGUAUCAGGUUUAUAUCUUUGCGGUGUUCCCUUGAAUCUCCAGUCUAUUUCGAAUAUGCAAAUCAACAGUUUCCUCGUAAACAUAUUUUGAGACAAAGCUGAAUCUCAUCUGAUGUCAAGACCUUUUCCUUGUUAAAGGGUUGCAUCAAUUGAGUGUAAGUCCCUAUAAUGCCUUCUUUUGUGUGCCCUAAGUAGAUAUGAGUCUUCUUCCAGCACUAUUUGUCGUCAAUAUCUGUGGAGUUAAUCAGGAUGAAAGCAUCAUAAGAGCGUUACAAAUGAUGAGGCCGAGUGUUAUCGCACACGGAAAGCCACAGUCUGUCUGACGGGGGCGUACUAACACCAUAUUUUCGAUGCUUUGAAUUGCACUAGUCACGCUGCUUUUGGUAUCCAAAUUUUUGAAAAAAACCACAGUUUUCAGAGUUUGCAAUGGGUGGCCGCAAUUGAGACUCAAUAACUUCGUCAGUUUAAUGUUUCAAAUAAUCUUAGAAACAUCACCAAAGCUUUUUAGCUCGAAGAAAGCCAGGGUAGUGCCUUUUCAAGAGCGGGGAAUGUCUUGCGUUUAGUUAAGUAAGGUUCACCCCUGACUGCUUGGACUUAUAUCUUGAUUUAAGUACCCUAUCUGUUUUUUGGCAAGCAGCAUAGCAUCAAUUGAACGGAAGAAUUUCUUGCGUUGGUUAUGAUAAUGCGGACGCAAUAGUUUUUAAUGCUAUUGGUCAAAUUAUGUUGUAUGUUGAUGGCAUGAAUGGAGUUAUCCAACAUAAUGAAACCAUUCAGUGGCUUUAUCAGUUGCUUUCUUCAAGGUAUCGCCUUGUACAGAAAACGUCGCUCAAGUUAUUAUUGGUUUUUGUGGAAUACACUGAAAGCAAUGCGAGACUUGUCUGGGAUGCUAUUAAAGGUGUUGACACGUCUAGAGAAACCUGUCUUGCGAAAGGGAUUCUAGACAUCCUUAACGAAACUGACAACUCCACAGAUGACGAACUUCUUGAAUACGCAAUGACUUUAAUAAACAAGAUUUUGUACGGCACACCCGACCAGAAGACAUUUUACGAUAUUACAGAUACUUUAGAAGAAGAAGGGAUGGAGGCGAUUGUUCAGAAAUUCAGAAACAGAACGCCAAAGAACAAAAAUCUGUUUGAGCAGUGUGAUAUUUACGAAGCAUCACUAAAAGCCGAAGAUGGGGACGAGACCUUCAGUGAACUCAGUAUGGGAUCGAGUAGCAUCAGAUCUCGUCGCAGUAAAGGAUCAGGACACCUGGACCUUGAUCCUUCGUAUCGGCGAAAGAGUAGGCGCCAUACUAGUGCUGCACGCAGUGAACAAAAUUCGGCUCCAGACCUCAGAGUCAUCAGCAAUGGUCCAUCGACAGUGGCUGAAAAAGUUCAUGCUGAGGAUCAACAACUAUCGAAGCAGAUGUCCUGUUCUUCACCCGAGCUGGACAUGAAAGCGCGAAGAAGGCAGCAAAGAAGGGAACGUCGAUUUGGAAAAAUGUCGCAGAUUAACUCUGGAGAAAGCUUAGACACGGCGGAUGAAUACUCAGCAUCAGAACGAGAUCGAAAACACUCCGAGCCAGAUCGACGCCUUACACUGAAAGAGAGACAAGCACGAAAAUCAGGCGACCAUUCAGAACCUACAUCGCCCACUGGAAAUGAAUUGUCACCGUCAAAAUCUGUUGAGUCCCCACGAAGUCCAAAGAUUAACAUGAAACAACGAUUUGAAGUUGACGAACAAACGGAACGAAGGCCCCUCAGAGACCGAUUGGCAAGUUCGCAUAGCAGUAACGACAGCAAGGAAUCAGAGGAUCCCCCGAGAUUCCGUCGACGAGCACAUCGUGGUCACCAACAAGAUGACCCGAAUGCUCCGCCACAGGGGUCACUGCAACGUAAACAAAGCUUGACGGAGCAGGGGGACUCAAAACGAAAAAUGUUACGAAUGUUUUACGGCCAAUCUGUGGAAAAAACAGAUAUGGAGUUAGCUAAUGAAAAUGGCGUCAUCAAAUCCCCGGAAGUAACUGAGAGUAUACGAGAAAGGAAAUCAAAUUUGACAAAAUCAACAUCAAAAAGUGAAGAUGUAGAAAAGAAAAACGUUGAAAAUCUUGAAGAUAUAAGAGGCAAUGUGCAGUCUGUUCAAAAUAAACUGAUAUCCAGACCAUCGACUGAUUCUGAAAAGCAAGAAAACGUUAAACAAAACAGCGAGAAGACAAGCAUUCUUUCCAAAGUCAAAAGCGUCAUUACAAAACCGUUUGAAAGCUCUUCGUCAGCUGCAGAGAAAGCGAAACAAGAAGCGGGUCGUAACCAAGAAGAACUCGAACUUGAGUUACGAAUAUUAAGGACUAGACCGCUUAUUAUCGACCAGUUUGAUUUCUCUGACCUGAAAGAUGAAGAUGACGAAGAUGCUUUCGGGCAACCCAAGGUUCUUCAUUCUGCGACGGAUGGCCCCCCUCUUCCUCCGCCACCACCAGGCUUCCCAGGUGGGGCACCACCGCCCCCUCCUCCUCCUGGAAUGGGCCCGCCCCCUCCUCCUCCACCUGGCGGCCUUUCGUCGAGACGGGAGCCUAGUCGAAAACUCGUUCGCCUGUUUUGGCAAGAGGUUAGGAAUAUGCCAGUGGCAAACGGUGUUAGUAAAACUAUCUGGUCAAGCAUCGAUCCUGUGGAUGUAGAUACGAAAAAGCUAGAGCAUUUGUUUGAAAGUCGAUCAAAAGCGGGCACUUUAAAGAGAGUGGAAUCAGAAGAAAAGUUAGGGAAAAAAGAAAUUAGCGUCUUGCCGCUGAAGAGGGCACAAGCUAUCAAUAUUGUUUUAACAAAGUUGCCACCUAUUCGAGCAAUCAAACAAGCGAUACUUGAUAUGGAUAGUGCAGUUAUUGACAGGGAAGGCAUCGAGAAAAUCAUGCAAAUGCUACCCACUGAAGAGGAGAAGUCAAAGAUUCAGGAAUCACAAAUGCAGUUCCCAGAUCUCCCGCUAGCACAUGCUGAACAAUUUUUGUUGACUUUAUCCUCAAUUAAUGAGCUCUGUCCGAGGUUGAAUCUGUGGGCUUUUAAAAUGGAUUAUGAUACUAACGAGAGAGAGGCUGCAGAAUCGUUAUCAGAUUUGAAAAGUACAGUUGAACAGAUAAGGAAAAGCGUCACAUUAAGAAAGAUAUUGGCCACACUUCUAGCCAUUGGAAAUUUCCUCAACGGUGUGAAGAUAAAAGCUUUCCAGCUUGACUAUCUUGCUAAAGUUCCUGAGGUGAAAGACACUGUGCACAAGCAAUCGCUUUUAUAUCAUCUAUGUACAAUGGUUAUGGAAAAAUACCCAGACACUUCAGAUUUAUAUAGUGAACUUGGGGCAUUACAUCGUUGCUCAAGGGUGGAUUUUGACAACAUAGCGCAAAUACUAAAGAGCCUGGACGAUAAUUGUAAACGAUCAUGGGAACACUUGAGACUUAUAGCAAAACAUGACAGCUCGUCACCUUUGAAAACAAGGCUCACAGAGUUUCUGGCUGACGCCGGUGAAAGAAUAGCGAUUCUGAAGGUGGUUUAUCGAAGAGUCAUUAAUAGAUAUAGAAAAAUGUUGCUGUUUCUUGCAAUGACACCGAAAGCUGCUAAAGACUCAAAGCCCCAUGAAUUUUGCAAAGUCAUCAGUGAAUUCGCAUUAGAAUAUCGAACUGUUCGGCAGAGAGUUCUAGAUCAAAAAAGGAAAAAAGAGGACCAUAGAAAACGAACGAAAACGCGCGGAAAAUUGAUAACCGAAUCAGGAGCAUAUGGUAACGUCGAGCAGCAGUCAUCAUCGAAUUCGCCUGGCACGACUGCUGUUCCAGUCAACGACCCUCGUAGCAACGAAAGCGUUGAUAUGGAAGCAUUCCAUAAUGCCUUGGUUGCUGACAACCCAAAAGCUCAGUUGAAAAGUCCACAGAAAACUCGCCAGCGAACACCGUCAGGACGUCCUCAUGUAGCGCAGAACAGGGAGAAAGAAAACAACCAUGUACCGAGCACCCCAACGAACAAUAAUAAUAAUUAUACUAAUUAUGACACGGAUGAUCAGACGGAUCAAAUGAUGGAUUUAUUAGUUAAGUCGGCGACGUCUGCGGACAAAAGAACACGAAUAAGAAAAAAUAGAGCGAAGGAAGGAAAAACACCGAGGAAAUCAGUGAGACGAACAAGAACACUGAAAAAUGGCCUUUCCCCAGAAGAGCUAGAAGCCUUGCAAGUUCAAGCUAACAAAACAGUGAGGCAGAUUCAAGUUUAGAACUUAUUUAAAUUGAUUACAUUUUCUGAGAAUCCUUCUAUUAAGUCAUUUUGGAUGACAAUUUACCUUUGGAAAUUCGCAAAUUUUACCCUGGACGAGAACUUUUCUCCUUGUGAGAAUUAUAACUGCUUGACGACAGGCCUAAAUCAGUUGAAAUGGAGAUAUUCCAUAAUAAAUUUUAAACCAACACUGAAUAUUUGUGUAAUUUGGACAACAUAAUAAUAAUAAUAACAAUUAAAAAACGCAUCAUUCAUUAUUUAGAUUUCCAUUGGAAUCUUACACAUCUUUUCUUCAUUCAGUUGUAUAAAGCUUAGAUAAGGACAGCAAAGUUGAGCUGGAUUUAAUAUGAUCAAAAGGCUUUGUUGUAGUUGCCAGUCUUUUAGAUAUUGUUAUAGGCUAUUUCAAUGCUCUCGCUCUGUACCAUUAAAUAUUCCCAGCUAAAUUCGCAAAGUCUGAUGAACUUUGUUGGAUAGUGUAUGUUUUGAGCUUAGUAUAGUUUAUUGCCAAGAUUUUCUAACAAAAACAAUUCAGAUUUUGUCAAGAUUCAUUCUAGUGGGUUUAGACUCUCAGUCACAGUGUUGACAGAUUUGAUUUUAAAAGGCAAUCUGUCUCGUUGUGGAUUGGUUAACGAGAACAAUAGCUGAAACAAUAGCCUAAACACAAUUCCAGCGCUCCGCCAUAUUUUUUACAAUGCGAUAAAUUAAAGGGGACUGGAAACAAUAAAAAUCCCUCUGUUCUUAUAAUCAAUCAACGUCGUGACAGAUUGCCUUUAACACCAUUUGUGAAGCAAGAAAAAUACUAAUUUGUUGAUAAACCCAAGAAAAGGCAUUUAACUUAAGCCUACUUGUCAAGUAUUUUGUUUCCCAUUGCUGGAAGCUGUCAGAACUGAACCUAUUAUUAUUAAAUAUUUAAAGACUUCUAACCUUUUUGUUGCAAUUUUGACUUUCAGUGGCACCGCUACUCAGUAAGUGCUUUAAUUAUGUGUUAGUUCUUGUUCCUUGAAUCCAAGAUUUCACUGCUCCGCUUUGGUUCAAAGUCACAUAAAGCACCUAUUUAAAAGCUACUGUAAACCUCUCACAUCUUUUAAGAUUCUUCAAGGGGUAUUAAUUGAAAUUUGUCAUUUUCUAAGUUCAAAUUCAGGUAAAAUUUGGCAUGAACUGUUUCGAUAGAUUAGCUCUUCACCAGAAAAGACCUUUAUCGUGCAGUUGCUGGCUUGAUCUCAUUUCAUGAAGAAAAAUCAUCAAAAUGGUUAAUUUAUUUAUAAAUUAUCUCAUUUCAUGAAGAAAAAUCAUCAAAGUGGUUAAUUUAUUUAUAAAUUGAACUUCUUCCUACAGACACUGCUCAGCUACUGCAAAUCAUAAUAAGUUUCGAUUAGGUUGCCUGUUUACAAGGCCGUUUACUCAGUUCGUAGCAGUAUCUGAAGAAAAUAGGAAGUAGCUUUAAUUAAUUUAAAGAUUUUCUAAUCGUUCUUAACAUGAAUUGUUUGUAUAUUUGUAUUUUUCAUAAGGUUAUGCACGCAUUCUGUCAGUUGAGGCGUCAAAUUUGUGAUCUUUUUUGUUAGGAUUAAUGUUGAUAUUACUUAUCUGUAGUUCUAAUCA